GACAGGUGACAGUGUAUGUCAACAUCGUAUAGAUUACUAUACUUUUUUUACGUUACUGGUAAUGUGGUAAUUAUGGCGAAGUUUGCCAGAUAGAUGUGAAGUAUCGUAUAAAGAAUAUCAUUGACUAUUUUAUGAAAUAAUUUUUAUUCAGCCAUACCUGAAAGUACAAUAAUAGACUUGGCUGGAACCUGCAGCCUGAUUAAAUAAAUAGUAUUGUCUAUCUCUUGAACUGCUCUACCAGCAGUAACCCAACUUCUCUUUCGUCCGGCGCAAAUAGAUUAAAUCAAAUUCAAGAAAAUUUUUUGGUGUUUUAUUAAGAGUCUUAGAUACAUAACCUUAAGCGUUAUAUAAAAACAUGGAGGGGCAACAAUUUUGUUUACGAUGGCACAAUUUUCAAAACACAUUAUUGAGUUCUCUUCCUAAAUUGCUUGAUGGUGGUUAUUUAACAGAUGUUACAUUAAGUGCUGGUGGUAGGCACAUACAUGCACAUAAAAUUAUUCUUUCUGCUUGUAGUUAUUAUUUUAAAGAAUUAUUUAAGGACUUAAGUUCUUUGCAACAUCCUGUAAUUGUAUUACCAGGAAUGGAAUAUGCAAAUUUAUGUGCACUUGUUACAUUUAUGUAUAAUGGUGAAGUGAAUAUUUAUCAAGAACAAUUACCUGCACUUUUGGCUAUGGCAGAUACCUUACAUAUUCGUGGAUUAGCUGAUAUAGCUGGGAAAAAUUCGAGACAUGAUAAUGGUUUAUAUGUUCAACCUACACCAGUACAGCUACAAGAAAAAGUAUUAGCCGAAACAUCAAUAAAAAAAGAAAAUAAAGACAAUACUGCAAGUGGUGGCGAAUCUUUAGAAACUGUUCUAGAAACAGAAACAACUGAAAAUGUAGAGGAAACCUUUAAUGAUCAAGAAAGUAUACCUUAUUGCGUGAAGACUAAACCUUAUUACUCUAUUAAUGCGAAAUUAAAUACAAGAGAAAAAAUUAGUAUUCCUUCCAUUAAUGCUUCCACCAAUAAAUAUGUUGAGAAAACAUAUUCGGAAAGUGGAAUAGAUGAGAGUACACCUGCUUUAGAAGAUCAAAUUACUCCAAUAGAAGAUACAAAACCUCCUCCUGUUUGGGAUGCGAAUUUUAAAUUUCUUACCAGCUCUGUGAGCGGUAAAAGUUCUCAGAAUUAUAAUAAAUCUAGUGUUACUUGUCUUAUUUGCGGAAAGCAAUUAAGUAAUCAAUAUAACUUGCGAGUACAUAUGGAAACUCAUAGUAAUAGUUCAUAUAGUUGCACAGCUUGUUCACAUGUAUCAAGAUCACGAGAUGCCCUUAGAAAACACGUUUCUUAUAGACAUCCAGUGGCCUCGCCACAAAAACGUUCACGUUAUAGUACACCGAAAUCAUAAAAAUUGGUAUCUUUAUCCUUGAUUUAUAUCUUUGUUUUAGGAUUAGGAUUUAUUUAAAACAUAAAUCUUUUGUGUUAUUUAAUGUCCUAAAUAAUUUACGUAUUAUUGAUCUAAGUAAAUGCGUAUUGAUUAAAAAAAAAAACAAAACAAAAAAAAA
Messenger RNA from Apis dorsata (giant honeybee), 1541 nucleotides. RefSeq names its product protein abrupt-like. Bases 356 to 1384 code for a protein of 342 amino acids. Gene Ontology annotation, molecular function: protein binding. NCBI's taxonomy places the organism in Eukaryota, Metazoa, Arthropoda, Insecta, Hymenoptera, Apidae. Gene Ontology annotation, cellular component: nucleus. The record is from RefSeq and is a predicted model, not a curated record. Gene Ontology annotation, biological process: regulation of transcription by RNA polymerase II. The transcript is spliced from 5 exons.